UUAUAUUGCGUUCUGGUCUCAGAGAUUAUGUUUUCUUGUUCAUUCGGUUUUGUGAGUCAUUUCCUAACCAAAGACUUACAUAUUUAGCAAAGGUGUGAUGUUGAAAUGAAAGCGAUGUGGGGAAUACUAUUAGCUCUGCUAAGCAGCGUCAGACUCAGUGAAUGUUUAGUCGCUACGACGGAGUGGCAAGAAAAGUCGGAUAUAACCAUAUCUUUACCAGAGAUCCCCUAUACUUUGCAAAUUGAAACAGAGUGGACAGAUAAUGGAAACGAUCUGGUUUUUAUGCUGAAAGAUGCUGGUAAUGUCCAUAUUGAUCAAAUAGCAAUAGAAGUGGUCGCACAAACUCUGACAACAACAUCAUGUGCUGUUAUUGCACUGCCAAUCAAGAACAGAGGCAGCGGGAUAUGGACUAUAGAUGUGGAUACAACAAAGAUAAAGUUCUCCCUCAACGGAGAAUUGAUUAAAUAUUACCAAGAUCCUUGCCUCAUGAAUAGUGUUCGUGACACAAGAAAGAUUGAGUUCGGGAAUAAAGACGACAUAUCCAAACGUUUCCGAUUGCGACCAGGUCCAUGCAUUGCGUACCCAAGCGACUGGAACCUUGUAAAACCAAUGAGCCUUGAAGAGGAAAUAGACGCUGGAACUAAAGUAACGGUGGAGUGUGAAGAACCGAGAGUUAACAAAGGAAGCAGUGAGGUCACGUGUGUAACUGGGGACCAAUGGCAGUUUGAAGAGAAACCUGACUGUGCACUUCAGUGUACGGGGUUUAACACAGCAGACCUCCCGAACAUGAGCAUUGCCUCCCUCCCGGCAUUUGAGGGCACUGUGUUAAAGGUCACGUGUUUUGGAGGAACAUUCCAACUGGGAGGGAAUCACGUGACAUGUGUCAGUGGGGACAAGUUCAGUUCUGAUAAACAACCGGACUGCAGGCAAAUAGGUUCUUCCAAUAUAUAAAGACUGACGUUUUACUUCGACUA
This is a messenger RNA of Bolinopsis microptera, 974 nucleotides long. RefSeq lists its product as uncharacterized. Lineage: Eukaryota; Metazoa; Ctenophora; Tentaculata; Lobata; Bolinopsidae. The record is from RefSeq and is a predicted model, not a curated record. The transcript is spliced from 5 exons. The coding region runs from base 106 to 951 and encodes 281 amino acids.